Alternaria atra is the source of this 588-nucleotide messenger RNA. RefSeq lists its product as uncharacterized. Lineage: Eukaryota; Fungi; Ascomycota; Dothideomycetes; Pleosporales; Pleosporaceae. Bases 1 to 588 code for a protein of 195 amino acids. The record is from RefSeq and is a predicted model, not a curated record. The transcript has a single exon.
AUGGGUAUCUUCGGAAGGAAAAAGAAGGAUGAAUAUCGCCCUUUCUCUUACCACUCUUACUCCGCCCAGAAAGCUGCCGCCCAAGAACUAUGUGUGCAAUUAAACCAAGGGAGGAAACGCAUGCCCAUGAAAGCCAGAGAGAGGGGACCAGGCUACCAGUUCAAGUUUCGCGAUGCUAAUUACUUCGAGCAUUCCCUAUGUAUUGGCGAAGAUGGUAUGGCGUUACCAGUUGCUGAUUUGCAUAAAGUUGGUGACUAUAGAGGCGGCGGCAAUCAAGGAAUGGUAGGUGGCAGAAUGGAAGGAGUUGAUCCCUGGCCUGAGAUUAUGGCAAUGCGGAAAGGCCAGUUUCAACCACCUGGACAAAUGCAAAUACAACAGCAGAGGAUGGUGCAAGCGCAAAUGCAACAAGGUGUACAUCAGCGAAAACAACAGGAGAUACAAAUGGCACAGCAAAUGGCACAGCAAAUGGCACAGUACAACGAAAACAGACGAGGUCACGGCCAGCCCCAAGCUCACCCUCAUCAAACGCCGGCUCGAGAUCCCUACCGUCCGCCCUUCAGGAAUCCGUUCAAAGAAGCUCUGCCGUAA